AUGGCUCCCAAGGCUUGGACCGCUGAGGCCGAUCUUGACGCCAUCUUUGCGACCGCUUUCCAGAACGUCCCCAACGCCCCCAUGGGCGGCAUCAAUUGGGAUCGUGCCCACCAGAUCAUGACCGGACUGGGCUACAAGUUCAGCAAGGACGCCAUUAACCAGCGGUGGUCCAAGGUCAUCAACAAGAAUGCCAAGCAGCGUGUCAACCAGGGCAUAAGAAACGUCGCCAACGGCAACGUUGCUCCUGCCACCCCUACCUCCGCCCGCGGCAAGCGCUCUCGCCCUGCCCCUUCUUCCGGCGCUCGCGCCAACCAGGCCACCGCCCAGAUGGCUCGCGCUGCCCGUGCCGUCGACGAUGGCGGCGACGACUCCGAGGAGGACCUCGACGUGAAGCGCCCUGCCAAGCGCCAGGUCCCUGCCGGUGGCCUCGCUGCUGGCCUCAACGGCCAGAAGAUCGAUCUCACCAACGACAACAACCACGACGACGAGAUCCAGUUCGUCCAGAACGCCGACCAGACCCCCGUCAAGACCGAAAUCAAGGACGGUGAGGAAAAGAAGACGAUCAUCUCCACGCUCGCUCCUUCCGUCGCUCAUGCCUUCGUCAAGGUCAAGAAGCAGGAGGUUGACCCCUCCGACUCCGACGCCCAGGGCUAUCUCGAUGGCGAGGUCUAG
Molecule: messenger RNA, 672 nt
Organism: Colletotrichum siamense
Lineage: Eukaryota; Fungi; Ascomycota; Sordariomycetes; Glomerellales; Glomerellaceae
Exons: 3
Coding region: 1-672 (223 amino acids)
Source: RefSeq, a predicted model, not a curated record